Molecule: messenger RNA, 3901 nt
Organism: Miniopterus natalensis
Lineage: Eukaryota; Metazoa; Chordata; Mammalia; Chiroptera; Miniopteridae
Source: RefSeq, a predicted model, not a curated record
GGGGGAGGGAAAAAGAGAACUUCCCUCACUUUCUAAAUCAUGGCUCAGCCGUGUGUUAUAAAACACCAAGAACGGAAAAGCCAUUACGUGGAAUAUAAAGAAAUACUUGAGUCUACAAUAUCGUUGAACCCUUGGAGUCGGUUUCAGCAGACAUGCUCUGUAUUCCCACAAGAGUCUGGAAAAUUAACUUCUAUUUUUUUCUGUCUGGAGUUGCAGUUAGUGUUAUUAUUUGCUCCAUGGCUCAAUCCGGGUCAGACUGUUCUGCAGUAACACAGGUGGAUGUUAAAACAGGGAAUCUGUUGAAAAGAUUGCGGAGGAACUGCUUCCCUAGAGCAAUUUUGGAUGGCAGUUUGAUGGCAGUCAGCUAUGGUUGACAUGAUGAAAGAAGCAUUGGAAAAACUUCAGCUCAAUGUAGUGGAGAUGAAAGAUGAAAGUGCAACCUUAGAUGGUGGAGACGUCUUAUUCACAGGCAGAGAAUUUUUUGUGGGCCUUUCCAAAAGGACAAAUCAACGAGGUGCCGAAAUCUUGGCUGAUACUUUUAAGGACUAUGCAGUCUCCACAGUCCCAGUGACUGAUACUUUGCAUUUGAAGAGUUUCUGCAGCAUGGCUGGGCCUAACCUCAUCGCAAUUGGAUCCAGUGAAUCUGCACAGAAGGCCCUCAAGAUCAUGCAACAGAUGAGUGACCACCGCUACGACAAACUCACGGUGCCUGAUGACCUUGCUGCCAACUGUAUAUAUAUAAACAUCCCCAGCAAAGGCCAUGUCUUGCUGCACCCAACCCCAGAAGAGUAUCCAGAAAGUGCAAAGGUUUAUGAAAAGCUGAAGGACUACAUGCUGAUCCCCGUGAGCCUAUCUGAACUGGAAAAGGUGGACGGGCUGCUCACCUGCUGCGUGGUUUUAAUUAACAAGAAGGUAGACUCCUGAGCUGCAGUCCCUCCCUGCCGCCGGCAGUCCUGCACUCACGAGGCCAACAACUGUCCCCACUACUGUCGUUGUCAUUGACAAUCUAUUGUGCCACUGUGCUACUAACUCUGGUUCACAGAAGUUUAAUUUCAGGUUUAAUUGCUUCAUUCUGCACCUUCCCCUCCUUCCUCUCCUUCCCCUCCUUCCCCUCACGGUGGUACCUAAACUGUGGAUUUGCUAAAUGAAUUAAGCAACCUAGAAAUUAUAGAGCUAAUAAAUUGUUAAAAUGUGAUUAAUGAUUGUAAGGAAAUGCUCAGUUAGUAUCUGUAUUAUCAGUAUGAAAAUCGUUUAGUUACCAACAUACUCUCAAGAAUGUCUUCUUAGUUUGAUAAUCUGGGGAUUUUUUUCUUUAUAACAUUAAUCAUCUUUGCUUCCUGUGAAAUGCCCUGGUCCAUGGAUUCUCCCUCUUUCCCUCUAUUUUUCUUGCAAACUCUGAAAACUAUUUUCCAGUUACUUCCCUUUGCUCUUCUCACUUCCAUCACAGUCACCUUGACCUUGGGUAAAAUCAGGGGCCUUGCCUUCUGCAUACCUUCCUGCAAGUUCACCCUGUCUGUCUCCGUGCUCCUCUGCCUCGUGGCUACAUCUCCCACCACCCCCACUCUCGCUCAGAAGGGAAAAUGGGUCCCUCAGCAGAACUGUGAUCAAAAUCAGAGCAGCUGUUUGGAGGUGAGUUAACUGCACAGAGGCACAUCCUGACAGGGUUUCCCUGGAGAUCUAAAUUCCAGAAGAAGUAGGGCACCACACCUAGGAAGGUAAAUUCACCAGAUGGUUGCUAGGGAAUCAUAGAUCAAAAAGCUUGGAAACACCCCAUGGGUAUAACAUCUUAGAAAGUCUUUAAGUCACAUUCCAUGAAUUUUUGCUUCAUUACUGGCCAUAUCCUGACCCUGGGGAAUAGUCUUAUUUUUUCUUCAGCUCAUUCUGCCCCCCUUCCCACCACUUCCUCCCAUUGUGACUCACCCUAUUACCAGCCUAUACCGCCCCCCACCCCGGGCAGUUAUCCUGGCCUAGCACAGUUAUUCCUUUCGCAAGAGACAUCCCAUCUAAAACUGAUUCUUGAUGUCUAGUGUGAGCCAGAUGAAGCAUGGUCAGGAAGUGAUAGGCUGGGUACUUAAAACCAGCCACUGACAAUGGACAGUUCUUUGAACUAUCCAUGAAUAUUUACUGUGGAAUUCAAUUAAAACUCUUUUCCUCUCUAGCCUUUAGAUUACACAACCUUGACCUGACACGGAGCUCUUACAUAAAACAAUGCCACAGUGAAGGCAGACAUCAUUGUCGUUUACUUGAGCCUGAAAGAAUCAGCCUGUUAGCCGGCCAGGGAAAUGGUACUUUCCAAGGAAAGUGACUGAUCCAGGCAUGUUAUUGAAUUUCUAGUCAACUCCACCUUUCUCAUAUUGCCUGUGGCUUGUUGUUUAAGAGUAAGAAUCAGGGAGAUUAAGAAAUAUAACUUGGAGUCUUGCUCUGCUCACCUACAUGUAUGUAAUUAGACAUUCCUUAUGUUUGAUGAACGAGAGUUACCUUCAUUCAUUUCAUCUCCCCCUUAGUAAACGGAUGUGAUAAACCACUGAGAAAACCAAGACAUCCUUAACCACUCUCUGACUUUUUCAUUUAUUUGAUGACUUUUUGCCAGAAUUGGAAGAAGUUCCUUCUUCUCCUUGUUGCUUAACUUUAAAAUUCAUUUCAUGCACAAAUAUCUAAUUAUAUACAUCCUAUGAAUAAACCAUAUCUUGGUCAAUGUCAUAUUCCCAACUGUCUUAUCAUGGGUGAAUAAUAUGUUUUCACCGGAGAGAGAAUGAAUGUGACCCACAUGCCCAAGUUAAUAAAGAAAAAUUAUUCUCAGCAGUUAUGGUUGUCCUUUAGGGUUAAAUACAGCCUUAUGCUGGCAAAAGCAGAAAUCCCCUUGGGAGAGGUCAACAUGUCAAAACAACCUCAGAGAAACUAACCCAAUCAGCCAGUGUAGGCUUAAUACGAAAGCAAACUGGCACAUAAUUUUCCAUGUCUGUUCGUAUCAUCCCAAUUUAAAGAACUCUUCUCUAUUAUGUUUAGUCACUUGCAAGUGAAAAGAUUUUCCUUUUGAUCAAUUUGUCCUUCAGAAGCUGUUUUCACUUUUCCUUUCCUUUGCUUCUCUCCCUCUUUCCUUCACUUUGUCUCAAGAAAUCACGUAGAAUCUGUGUGCCUCUUCUCCAGAAUCUUCCUCUGCACAGCUGUGUCACCGGCGAGGCUGGCUUCUUUGGGCUACCUAUGUGAUAUGAUGAUGUGAAACCUAAAAUAUUUGCAGCAUAGUAGUGUUACUUCUUUGAUGUUCUCAUCAGCAUAAUGUUAUCUUUGAAGAAGAAAGAUAACCUCCUGUCUGUUGUGAUUUAUAAGGAUAAAUAAACUAACAAAAAUUGCUUCUUGACAUUAUAAAGACAUUAGUAAAUAAUUGUAUUUAACUGAGUAAAAGUUGAGUUACUUGGUCAGUAAGAUUUAAUAUAAUAAGGACAAUAUAGAGAAAGUACAUUAUUUAGCAUUAUUUCUUCAACUAGGAUGGAUUGCUGUGGAAAUCAACAGGCAGAUCCUGCUAAUGUGUAUUGAUUGCUCUUUCAAGCUACUGUGAACAGAUAGAUUGCUGAGACCAUCUCUUCCUCCCUAAGGGGAGAAAAUAGUCUGUAGGUGAAUACUGUGACUUAUCUAGAGCUGCAUGUUAGUCGUUGUAAUUAUUUACUCUCUAACAUUCUGCAGAACUCAGACAUGGUUUCCACGUGGUAUUGGGUUUGUGCAUUUUAUUUUACUGACUGUCUUGUUCCAGCCAAUGUACGGUUAUACACUCUGUGUGCCAAAACCAGUAAUGCCUUCCAUGACCCUUUAGUCCAGAGAAGUUCUGCACUGACUUUAGUCUCUUGCUGUCCUGAUCCUAAAAGUAUACCAAUCACAAUGAAAUAAAGUGUCAGUUGUACCGUGA